AUGAAAACCGUGUCUUUUGUGUUCUGUUGGGCAUUCGUCGCUAGUUUCGGUUGCUUCAUCCUUUACUUGUCACGGUCACCAACAAUGGAUUGGAACGACACUGACGUUGCAACUUUGAAACAUCACGAAAUGCUAAAAUACAUCCAAUGGACUAAUAAUGCAUCCAGCUGCAAAUUAGAACGCGAUUUCGGUGGCAAUGUCGACGGCAGGAAAUCUGUGUGUUUAGAUCCGGAUGUCGGUCUGGAGCCGGGGAACUGUCUUGUUUACUCAUUCGGCGUCAAUCACGAAUGGACGUUUGACGAAGAAAUGGCCCGCUAUGGAUGUCAAGUAUAUGCAUUCGAUCCUAUGGCAGGGCUUAGGUAUAACCGAUCUGAUAAAAUUCACGUUUACAACUACGGAUUGGGCUUCAAAACUGAAAUUUCAGUGCAAAAUUGGACAGUUAUGCCUUUAAAGAAACUCUACAAAAUGUUGGAACCAGUGCAUGGACGCAUGCCCAUCAGUUACCUCAAGUAUGAUCUGGAGGAUGGAAAUUUGCGAGUUGUUCCAGACAUUUUACAAACGGGAAUGCUCGCGAGCAUUCGCCAGUUGGCCUUGGAGGUUCACAUAGAGCCCGAAGGAACAAUCGAAGAUUUCCGUGACAUGGUGGAAGUUUUACAGGUUAAAAAGAAGAAAGCUAAGAGCUGGGAAUGGUUCGCUUUGCUUCCAACGGUAUUCCUUCAUCACACGAUUGGCUCCAAUCAUUGGGAUACGAAGGAUAUCUGGAUUACGACAUUUCCUGGUACAACAGCAACCUGCUUUCUAAAAGUUAAUCAGUGUUCGUCGAAAUAAAUGAUUUUUUAAAA
This is a messenger RNA of Daphnia carinata, 842 nucleotides long. RefSeq lists its product as uncharacterized. Lineage: Eukaryota; Metazoa; Arthropoda; Branchiopoda; Diplostraca; Daphniidae. The record is from RefSeq and is a predicted model, not a curated record. Bases 1 to 828 code for a protein of 275 amino acids. The transcript has 3 exons.